AUGGUUCUCGCCGCCGAGAGGGACGACGACCGCCGGCUGGAGGUCGCCGACGUCGAGAGCGGACUCGACGCGGCGUCGCUGCCGUCCUCCGCCGUCGACCGGCAGGACUCGCUGUUCCGGGAGGCGGUGAGGGGCGGUCACCAUGCCGGCGCAGCAGGCCACUCUGAGCAGGAUAGCUCGUGGAGGACGCUGCGGCUGGCGUUCCAGUGCGUGGGCAUCCUGUACGGCGACGUCGGGACGUCGCCGUUGUACGUCUACUCGACCACCUUCGACCACGGCGUCGGCCACCCUGACGACGUCCUGGGGGUGCUCUCCCUUAUCAUCUACAGCUUCAUGCUCUUCACCGUCGUCAAGAUCGUCUUUGUCGCCCUCCACGCCAACGACGACGGGGAUGGAGGAACAUUUGCACUCUACUCUUUGAUAUCGAGGUACGCCAAGGUCAGCCUGAUCCCUAACCAUCAGGCCGAGGACGAACUGGUCUCCAGUUACAGCAAACACGGAAAGCCGUCGGCCACGCUGAGGAGAGCUAAUUGGCUGAAGCAUUUGCUUGAGACAAGCAAGUCAGCAAAGAUCUCGCUCUUCCUCCUUACCAUCCUUGCCAUUGCCAUGGUCAUCAGCGACGCUGUUCUAACCCCUCCAAUUUCAGUACUUUCAGCUGUAAGUGGGUUGAAGGAAAAGGUGCCUGAUUUGACAACAGAUCAAAUAGUAUGGAUCACCGUAGCAAUCUUGGUAGUUCUGUUCGCCAUCCAGCGCUUUGGAACCGACAAAGUUGGCUACUCGUUCGCACCAAUCAUCCUGCUGUGGUUGCUUCUGAUUGGAGGAGUCGGGCUAUAUAACCUGAUCAAAUAUGAUGUCGGCGUCUUGAGGUCUUUCAACCCAAAAUACAUCAUUGACUAUUUCAGGAGAAACAGGAAGGAAGGAUGGGUCACGCUUGGUGACAUCCUCCUUGUUUUCACAGGAACAGAAGCUCUAUUUGCUAAUCUGGGAUACUUCAGCAUUAGAUCCAUUCAGUUGAGCUUUAGCUUUGGGUUACUGCCGUCUGUAUUGCUCACUUACAUCGGGCAAGCAGCAUACUUAAGGAAGCAUCCAGAGCAUUUUGCUGACAUUUUCUAUAGAUCAGUUCCAAGCACUCUGUUUUGGCCGACAUUUAUCUUGGCGAUCGCGGCAUCCAUCAUAGGAAGCCAAGCAAUGAUCUCAUGUGCCUUUGCAACAGUUUCACAUCUACAGACACUCAGCUGCUUCCCGAGGGUCAGGAUAUUGCACACGUCGAAGCGAUUUCACGGGCAACUGUAUGUUCCUGAAGUGAACUUACUGCUGUGCGUAGCAGCUUGUCUCGUGACUGUCAGUUUCAAGACAACGACCAUUAUCGGAAAAGCUCAUGAAAUCUGUGUCAUCCUUGUGAUGAUCAUCACGACACUACUGAUGACAAUCGUGAUGCUCUUGGUCUGGAGAAUCAGUAUCUGGUGGAUCGCGCUCUUCUUCUUCAUCUACAUUCCAAUAGAGUCCAUCUACCUGUCAUCAGUGUUGUACAAGUUUACUCAUGGACCAUACAUCCCGGUGGCUAUGUCGGCAGUCCUAAUGAUGGUGAUGAUUGUUUGGCAUUAUGUACACGCCAAACGGUACAAAUACGAGCUGAAGCACACCCUGUCCCCUAAAAGGGCUCAAGAGCUGCUCGAGCACCAUGAUCUGAAGAGGGUCUCUGGAGUUGGGCUAUUCUACACUGAGCUAGUGCAAGGCAUCCCACCUAUCUUCCCUCACCUCAUCGAGAAGAUCCCGACCAUUCACUCGGUCCUUGUCUUUGUCUCCAUCAAGCACUUGCAUGUUCCCCAUGUCGACGCCUCUGAGCGCUUCCUCUUCCGACAAGUAGAGCCCAAGGAGUACAAGGUGUUCCGAUGCGUGGCACGGUAUGGGUACCGGGACUCCCUUGAUGAGGAGGCCGAAGGCUUUGUCCAUGCCCUUGUUGAGUCUCUCCAGUACUACAUACGAGAUGUCAGUCUCUACUCUGCAGAUGAGAUGCAGAAUGUUAGCUAUCCGAUCUCUCGCGACCAGAGCUUAUCUCGGGAGAAGCCUUCAGGACGGCAUGCCGUCUAUGCUGAGGAGAUGAUCACACCAAUCCAAUCCUUCUCCGAGCUCACAACACUGUCAAAUGGUCUGAGCAACCGUCUACCACAGUUUCAGGCAUCGAAGAUGAACAUCGCCGAGUUAGCGAAGAUUGAGGAGGAACAGAAGUUCAUCCAAAGAGAAACAGAGAAAGGUGUGGUGUACAUCCUUGGGGAGACUGAGGUGGUGGCAAGGCCCCAGUCCUCGCUCCUUAAGAAGAUCGUCGUCAACUACAUAUACUCCUUCCUAAGGAAGAACUUCGUGCAGGGAGAGAAGAUGCUGUCGAUUCCCCAUGGAAAGCUACUGAAAGUUGGAAUCUCAUACGAAAUUUAGGUGAACGGCUUUCCGGUUCGAUGGUUUAUUUGUAUGCCAAUAGCCAAACUGUCAAAAGGUUGGGAAUGAAGCAGCCAUAUGCACAGCAUCUGGGAUCUGCAUACACUUGUGCAUGCAGGGAUGAUCUCUGUAAGAUAGUAGUACGAUCAUGUAACGUGUAGAAGAGUCAACAGGAUGCCAUGAUGCUGCACAUGGACCAAUUUGGUUCAUGUGUGACUAGCAUUCGUGGGCUCUAAAAAACUGUGUAUUUUUUGUGCAUCAUAUAUGUACUUUAUGUGUAUAGAAAGUCCAUGAAUUUGUGUUUGGCCUGUCUUUUCCAA
Molecule: messenger RNA, 2753 nt
Organism: Panicum hallii
Lineage: Eukaryota; Viridiplantae; Streptophyta; Magnoliopsida; Poales; Poaceae
Product: potassium transporter 21-like
Exons: 10
Coding region: 1-2433 (810 amino acids)
Biological process (GO): potassium ion transmembrane transport
Cellular component (GO): membrane
Molecular function (GO): potassium ion transmembrane transporter activity
Source: RefSeq, a predicted model, not a curated record